CCACAACUCCCCUCCGCCCCGCACUUGCUUUGAAGAAGCGGGGUCGAUGAGACCAUUUGACGCGCGCCAGUGCAAAGGGAGGGGAAGGGGCGGCUUUGCAGACAAAGCCGCCGAGUGAGCAAAUAGCUGCCUGCCAUGUCGGACGACGCCGAAACAAAGGAGGCCCCCCCAGAACAAGAACAGCAAGGAGAGGCGCAGCCCCAAGGGGAGCCGGAGAAGCAGCAGGAGCAGCCUCCACAGCCCUCACCCCCGCCCCCACAGAGCCCCCCAGCUCCAAAGGCCCCGGAAUCGCCCGUGAUGGUGACAGUGACAAUCGAGGAGCAGACCGUGGAGGGACCCCAGGAGAACGGGGAUCCGGUGGGGAUGAGGGCUGGCUCAGCCGAGGAGUUGGGGAGCACCCCGCUGCCCCCCACCAGCCCCCCUGCUCGUUCCAAAUCGGCCUCGCUGAAUGACCUGAAGCCCCAGAACAGCAUCAAUGGUGGGCCGCGGGCUGCCGGGCGGAGCAGCCUGUCCGGCUCCCAGGUCAAGCUGGCGGGAGCGGCGGGAUCUCCACGGGCCAGCCUGAGCCGGCAGCCCUCAGCAGCAGGCUCUGCAGCUGGGGAGGCUGGGGAGAAGCCCAGAGACUACAUAUUCAUUGCGGCCCUCUCCUGCUUCUGCCCUAUCUGGCCUAUCAACAUCGUUGCCUUCGUGUACUCUGUCAUGUCAAGGAACAGUUUCCAGCAAGGAGACAUCGACGGGGCGCGGCGCCUAGGAAGGGUAGCGAAACUGCUGAGCGUUGUUGCACUAGUUGGAGGUGUGCUCAUCAUUGUGGCCUCUUGCGCCAUCAACUUUGGAUUGUUCCAGUGAAGGUGGCAUUUGGCUGCCAAUUUACCCCUGGCACCGAAAUUUCCAUCUUUGGAGCUGGGAGCCAGCAUGACUACACUCCAUCCAUCCAUCCAUCCAUCCAUCCAUCCAUCCAUCCAUCCAUCCAUCCCAUGUCUUCUUCCAUUCCUGAACCAUGCAAAACAGGAGCACACAGAUGGAGACAACAGAGGCAAGGAGAAAGAGGAGGAGAGAGGAAAGGAAGCCAGCACAAAUGUGUAAGAAUUAGAGAAGCAGCCAUCUUGUUACGCACAGGCCCAUCCAGUAUUCCUAGAA
This is a messenger RNA of Heteronotia binoei (common prickly gecko), 1137 nucleotides long. It is a transcript of the gene PRRT2, whose product is annotated as proline rich transmembrane protein 2. Bases 136 to 846 code for a protein of 236 amino acids. Lineage: Eukaryota; Metazoa; Chordata; Lepidosauria; Squamata; Gekkonidae. The transcript is spliced from 4 exons. Gene Ontology annotation, cellular component: membrane. The record is from RefSeq and is a predicted model, not a curated record.